Messenger RNA from Amborella trichopoda, 889 nucleotides. Lineage: Eukaryota; Viridiplantae; Streptophyta; Magnoliopsida; Amborellales; Amborellaceae. The record is from RefSeq and is a predicted model, not a curated record.
CUGCACUUUGUAGCGUCGGAAUUUCUGUUACUUCCCAUGGAGAACAAUAGCUGGGAUGUGCUUGUACAGAGUUCCGUAAAUUGGAUUAUGGCGGCAAAUAGCUUGCACUCAAUUGUGCACAUAGUUGAGAAUGUCGUAUUUGAAAAGCCAUGUGAUGCACGUCACCCAAUUCAUUGCAUUAGGCGAAGCCGGGACUUUCUAAAACCAAUUUCUGGAAUGCUUGCCACAACGCUUGGUCUAACUCCAGCAUGUGUGUCUUGUGAGAGACCGAGGAGAGAUGGUUGGAGGAUAGCCUUUGCAUUGGACACCGGAGGGGCUCCUGAUAGUGGCGGCAAUGAAAGGCUUGACGAUGGGGACAACACACCAGGACAGCUAGGUAGGACGCGAUUAGGUCGGAUUCUUAGUGGGGGUAGUAGGCAACUCUUGGAGAAGCUAAAUGGGGCAAGGAGGAACUUUCCAAUGAAAGUAUUUCUAUUGCUUUUAGGUUUCUACACUGCGAAUGCAUUGGCAACAAUAUUAGGGCAAACAGGAGAUUGGGAUGUCUUGGUUGCUGGUAUUGUGGUGGCUGCCAUUGAGGGCAUAGGCGUACUCAUGUACAAGAGACCUUUGCCCAUACCCAUCGGGAAGCUUGAGUCUUUAGUUGGGAUGAUAAAUUAUUGGAAGGCGGGUCUUUGCUUAGGGCUUUUUGUAGAUGCAUUUAAACUUGGGAGCUAGAAAAAGGAGUCUUCAGUUCCUAGCUAGACACUUUUAUGCAUUACUUUUUCUUGCCCAAGAUUCAUUUUGUAUAAUGAGAGCUUUUGGGUCUGUCAUUGGAUGACUGAUGAAACCCUUCAGAUACAUUUGAUCCUCCUCCUCGUCUCAGAAACCCUUCCCAGCUUCUAUUGUCCCA